GAUGACUCAGGUUCUUCGGUUCCUCUCUGCUUUUGUAUACAGUAGACAGUACACGCGAUUCAGAUUGUCGGUGUAAAAAAUCGAAAUAAAUCGAGUUGCGGACCGAACGUCAUCGCCAUGAUUAUUCCUGUGCGGUGCUUCACUUGCGGCAAAGUAAUUGGGAAUAAGUGGGAGGCAUAUCUAGGCCUUCUUCAAGCGGAAUACACCGAAGGAGAUGCCUUGGAUGCGCUAGGUCUGAAAAGAUACUGCUGUCGCAGAAUGCUGCUCGGACAUGUAGAUUUGAUUGAGAAGUUACUUAAUUAUGCACCGUUGGAGAAAUAAUUUCAACUGUCACUUGAGCCAGUGUCAUAUAUUACAAACACUUACAAAUAGUUAAUUUUUAUUUAUAUCUGUACAUUUAUUUGCUUGUAAAAAAAAGAGAUGGAACAGUAUACAGAUGUUUCUUAUGUAUAUUAGUUCUGAAAGAUAUACACAUUCUGAUGUUAAUUUUAAAUGCAACGCAGGAAAAUUGCAA
Molecule: messenger RNA, 514 nt
Organism: Monomorium pharaonis (pharaoh ant)
Lineage: Eukaryota; Metazoa; Arthropoda; Insecta; Hymenoptera; Formicidae
Gene: Rpb10
Product: DNA-directed RNA polymerases I, II, and III subunit RPABC5
Exons: 2
Coding region: 118-321 (67 amino acids)
Biological process (GO): tRNA transcription by RNA polymerase III; transcription by RNA polymerase I; transcription by RNA polymerase II
Cellular component (GO): RNA polymerase III complex; RNA polymerase II, core complex; RNA polymerase I complex
Molecular function (GO): DNA-directed RNA polymerase activity; zinc ion binding; DNA binding
Source: RefSeq, a predicted model, not a curated record